Messenger RNA from Cuscuta epithymum, 740 nucleotides. The record is from the annotation of a GenBank genome assembly. NCBI's taxonomy places the organism in Eukaryota, Viridiplantae, Streptophyta, Magnoliopsida, Solanales, Convolvulaceae.
GUCUCCUGUUUACGCGACUCCAAAGCUGCAAUAGUGACUGGUAAGUCAUGGGACAAACUAGUUCUGGCUAGCGAUACGCCUGUACUGGUAGAGUUUUAUGCUAGUUGGUGUGGGCCCUGCCAGAUGGUCCAUAGGGUGGUUGAUGAGAUCGCAGCCGAUUAUUCGGGUAGGAUAAAAUGCUUGGUACUCCAUGCAGACAAGGACGUGCAAAUAGCUGAGAAUUAUGACAUCAAAGCGGUUCCGGUGGUGCUGCUGUUCAAUAACAAGGGAGAGAAGUGUGAUUCUGUCAUUGGUACCAUGCCCAAGGAGUUCUAUGUUGCCGCCAUUGAGAGGCUCUUACUCAACACAGCUCAUUAAAAACUGUCUCAGUCAUAGAAUGGUUUUUAUACUUUUCUAGAGCUCUGUAAAUGGUCGGUCUUUCAUUUUGCUCUCGUGACUUGCGAGUUGCAGCUAAAUAAGAUUGGUAGGCUUUUUAGUUUCCCACUUUCUUGGAACUUGGUAUUGGGACAGCAUACAUAUUAGGCAAAAGACUGAAGCAUGCUGAAUCUUAGAUAUGGCAAUAAGAUGUACGGAGGCACCUGAAAGUGUGUGUUAUAUACACGUGAAUUGCUGAAAAGGAGCCAACAAACAAUGCACAGAAAACUAAUUGUUGGAAUCUUUCUGCGCUUACAAGAAACAUCUUUUGAUUCUCAUAUUCUUCUAUAUGUAUUAUGUUUCUACGGACUGACGGAGUAUUACUA